Molecule: messenger RNA, 2014 nt
Organism: Peromyscus leucopus (white-footed mouse)
Lineage: Eukaryota; Metazoa; Chordata; Mammalia; Rodentia; Cricetidae
Gene: Tmem215
Product: transmembrane protein 215
Exons: 2
Coding region: 452-1159 (235 amino acids)
Source: RefSeq, a predicted model, not a curated record
CGGCUCUGACCCCCUCGCGCCCCCGCGCGUCCAUCUCUGUUCCCAGAGCGGUACAAGUGAUGUAAGGCGGCCAGGCUCGCGCGCUUUCCUCCUGCCGGGACGGAGUCCUCCCUCCCCGCCGGUGGCAGCGCUGUGCGCCCACUCUGCUGCUGCGCCCAGGCUCCGCUUCCAGAGCUCCGGCGACCUGCACGCCGCCGCCAAGCGCGAGGCUGGCAAAGACUCUCCUCUCCUCUCCCACCUCCCUGCUCCCCUGCCCCACCUCCCGUGUGCAGCGUCGGUGGGGAAAACCAGGCUUGGCUUUCCGAACCCAGGGAGAGAACCGAGGGACAGCCCAUAGGAAGGUUUCUGGAGACAUUCAGAGUCUCUCCAUUCACGGUGGCAGGAGCCUUUCAGAAUAGAGAAGGGGUGCUUCCUGGCUACCAAGCAGCCCCCAACCUGGAUGGAGUGAAAGAUGCGUCCCGAUGACAUAAACCCGAGGACUGGGCUGGUGGUGGCCCUGGUCAGUGUUUUCCUGGUCUUUGGCUUCAUGUUCACUGUCUCUGGCAUGAAGGGGGAAACUCUGGGGAACAUCCCUCUGUUGGCCAUCGGGCCAGCCAUCUGCCUUCCAGGCAUCGCAGCCAUUGCUCUGGCCAGGAAAACCGAAGGAUGUACCAAGUGGCCAGAGAAUGAGCUACUCUGGGUCCGCAAGUUACCCUGUUUCCGGAAGCCCAAGGACAAGGAAGUGGUAGAACUGCUGAGGACCCCCUCAGACCUGGAGUCCGGCAAGGGGAGCUCAGAUGAACUGGCUAAGAAGGCAGGCCUCAGAGGGAAGACGCUCCCACAGGGGCCAGUUGAGGUACCUAUGGCCAGCUCCAUAACCACCCCCACCCCCACAGAGGAAGGAGAAUGCCAGAGUUUAGUCCAGAGUGGGCGUCAGGAGGAGACGUCCAGAUACCUGGAUGGCUACUGCCCCUCGGGCAGUUCCCUCGCCUACAGUGCCUUGGACGUCAAGGGCUCAACCUGGGACAGAGCUGACCGCCCUGAGCCUGAGGAUAGCAUCUUCUUUGUGCCCCAGGACAGUAUCAUCGUUUGCUCCUACAAGCAGAACAGCCCUUAUGACAGAUACUGUUGCUACAUCAAUCAGAGCCAAGGCAGGUGGGACCACGAGACAAUAGUCUGAUCUGGGCAAACAAGGGUCCCAUGUUGACAGACACAUUGCUACCCUCAGCUCCCAAUGGAAGAAAAUCUCGGCUCCAACGGCCUCCUCGCUAUUAGAAACUGGCUUGGUAUGUGAUGGGGUGCAGACCUCUGGUGCCUGAUACUCGUGUAAAUAGGCAUGGGAGGGGCAUGUUUUAGGGAAGUACUGAGAAUUACUUCUCUUUAGGGAAGAGGCAGUAAAUAGGAAAGAAAGUUCCAUUUGCUUCUGAACAAUUUAAACAAUGUUGAAUGCUUUGUAAAACAGCCCCCAAAGUGCUAGGAAGCCCCUGGUGACAGCCAGGGAUGCAGAGAGUGAGCCAGGUAUCAAAUGUCGCAGGGGCUAUCCACACAGAAGCUGGCUGCUUUGUGUCUGAAGAAAGUGAAGGAAAAUUUGUGUUCUUUCCCACAAAAUGAGUUUUGUCUGUUGAAAAUGUUGAAAAGCUUUUCACGUAUGGUAAUUGCUGAAAGAAAUAAAAAUCGAGGUAGAAUAGGGAAAACCUCCUUGGACGGGAUGGAUUUUGAGGAAGGGGAGUUAAAAGUAGUUGGAAUGUAUGAUUCUGGCAAGACUAUGGUUUCAAAUGAAGUGUUGACUAUGUUAUGUGAACUCUUAAACUCUUCAUUUGAGUUGGUUUGCUGGGACUGUAUCUGAAGUUUUUAAGUACUUAUUAACACUUAUGUAUUUCAUUACCAGGUGCAAAGUGACUUGAUGUAAUAUUUUCAUAGAUUAGAAUUUCUUUUUAUCAAGACAAAACAAAUUUUACAUAUAUAUGUCUAUCUAAGUGUCUUCAAAGUUUCUGAGAGGCAUGUACUAGGAAUUACUAUAUGCCUUUUAGAACAU